This is a messenger RNA of Cydia pomonella (codling moth), 1921 nucleotides long. RefSeq lists its product as uncharacterized. Lineage: Eukaryota; Metazoa; Arthropoda; Insecta; Lepidoptera; Tortricidae. The record is from RefSeq and is a predicted model, not a curated record. The transcript has 2 exons. Bases 468 to 1691 code for a protein of 407 amino acids.
ACUUGGUAUGGCUAAAUGGCUGAUUAAUAUUGUUUGUAAGCGAAAUUUUCGAAGGAUACCAUUGCAAGUGUGUUUAGAUUAGUGUUUCUUGUAUGUAAUCCUGUUGUGAAAGUGCAACGAGUAUACUUUACCACAGAAGAUACACUGUGCUGUAGUUCUACUGUGUAUAAACAAAGCAAGGAUAUAAACGUAAGUUUUUUCUUAAAGUUUCUUACCAGAAUCCAGUUACCACGCCAAUUUGGCAAAACGUAUUUACGUAAUGUGUGAUGUUGUUUACUUGUGUAGUACUACACCGAAGUAGUUCAAAUAGUAUCUUGUUUAAAUUCUAAAAAAUUGAGUCUGUAGGACCCAGUAAUGAUUCUGCUUAGAGAAAGUCUAGUAAAUAAUGUUCUUGUGGUAUACACUAAAUAAAAUGGAUAAAAUAGGUGUAGGAUUGUAAGAAAUUAUUUGCUUUCAGUACAUUCAGAAUGGACGACGCCAUGUUAGUUCGUUUGGAACUUAUUCAUGAGCGCCUAUCGAACUUGAUGGCGCAAAGCACCGCCAUGGGUACGGUCACGGAAGAGAAAUUAGCUAAACAGAUUCAGCUCAUCGAAGAGUGCGACUCGAAACUCACUCAAGAAAUACAUUUUUACAUAGAAAAGUGCAGUCAAGUUUCCAGUGAAAGAUUAAAAACUUUUACCAAGACACAGUUUCAGUCGGAAGAAUGGAGGGUGGAAAUGAAAGCUCUGUUAAAAAAUCCUUCAGUGACACUUACCACUGCGAAGUUGCCAAAACUUGCCCUACCAAAAUUCAAAGGAGAAACACUGCGAUGGGCAGAGUUUUGGGAUCGUUUUAAGAGUAAUGUACACGACAAGUCAUUGCCUGAUGCCGAGAAGAUGGCAUACCUUGUCGGCUGCCUAGAAGCAGAGGCUCUUCAGGCAGUGGAAGGCCUUGGUAUAACUGAAUUAAAUUAUAAUGUAACAUUAGAAAUAUUAAAAGAAAGGUUUGGGAACCAGCAAAAGGUUAUUGAUGCCCACUAUGAUGCCAUCAAUAAUGUUCAAAGAGCAACGCACCAUGCCACGGACUGCAGAGCAAAUUUGAAUAUGAUAGAGAGACAUUUAAGAGUCCUUCAAAGUUUAGGAGAAACCAUAAAUGGAAAUCAUUUAAGGUCUACCAUACUAUCCAAAUUCCCUGAGAAGGUGGUAUAUGAGUUACACUUGCUAACGCUGACGGAUAAUAUAGAUAAUAUACGAAGCGGACUACAAAAAAUUAUAACUGCAAUGGAAAGUGCUAAAGAAAGCCCUGUCCCAAGUAGUAGUGACAACAUUUCUACAGCAGCUUUACAUAUAACUACCCACCAGAAGAAAGGGAAGCAGGAAAACAAGAGGAUAACCCAUAAAAGGGGGUUUCUUAAAAGAAAACUACCGGAGAAUACUGAGAAGAUGUCAAAAAAUAAGAAACCUAAGAUGGCUUGCAUUUUUUGCCAAGGCGCGCACUACAAUGCAUCCUGCACAGUGGUUCAGGAUAUCAACGAUAGGAAAAAGAAACUAGGCAAAAGAUGUUACAUUUGCUUCAAGGAAGGACAUAGAACAACAACAUGCCACAAUAGGAAGCCGUGCUUCUUCUGCAAAGGAAGUCAUAAUCAAGCUUUAUGUCCACAAAAGCCAGACGGCAAUAGUGGAGGUGGGGCCGAAGAACUCAAACAGAACUAAGACACGAAGGCUGAUUCUUGACAAUGGCAGUGGUCGCAGCUAUAUUACCAGGAAGCUUGCAAAAGAACUUGACUUAGUAGCGGAUCAGGAAGAUGAACUGAUGGUAUUUGUUUUCGGUGCUGAUGACCCAGUUAACAUUUCCAGCCCAUCAGUUGACAUCCAAAUUAUAACAAGAAGAGGUAUCAGAAGGGAUAUUCGGGUAAACAUUGUGCGCCAUAUAACUAAUUAUC